CCCGUCCAUUCAUCGUUUUCAGAUUAGUUUUGAGAAAGCUCUCGCUGAUGAAAGUAAUAAUUAUUUAUAUAAACAUUAGCAAAGUGAAACGGCCAAUUCUGAAGUGCUCUGAGCAAAAUAUACAUUAAUUUGUGUUAUAUUAAGACAUAUCAAUGAACGAUAACCAAUUGUCGUAUUGCAAAUCAGUUUUUUGUUUUGUUAUUAUUCCGCGAUUCUUGUUUUGCAUUCAUAUCUGAGUAUCUUCUCUUUUGUAUCUUGUAUCUAGACAAUUCAUAUCAUUCGUGUUUGACGUUUUCUUGUAAAUGUCAAUGAAGUGAAACUGAAAAAAAUAAACGCAAAGUGUAAAAGACUUUAAAAUAGAAAUUAACAAAUAACAUCAGGAUCACGGUUCGCCUGCUGAUUGAGGCAAAUGUGCUAAAAUUUGUAGAAAUACAUUUGGAAAUACUUGAAUUUUUAUACAUCAAAAGGAUAUAAAAACCGCCAUUGUCAAUAGAAAAAAAUCGAUAUAAAUUAAUUGUUUUCCAACCACUGUUGUUGUGGUUAGGGACUGCAGUAAUGGAUGACGAGUUUAAACUGUGCUGGAAGAAUUUCCAGGAUAAUAUAGCCAGCGGAUUUCAAAACCUAUAUGACCGUGGCGAUUUGGUAGAUGUUACACUUGCUUGCGAUGGAAAAUUGUUGCAUGCCCAUAAAAUUGUACUUGCUAUUUGCAGUCCAUAUUUUCAAGAAAUUUUCAUAACCAAUCCCUGCAAGCAUCCAAUAAUUAUACUAAAAGAUGUCACAUUCAACAUAAUGUGUGAACUACUGGAAUUCAUGUAUCAGGGUGUGGUGAAUGUCAAGCACACGGAAUUACAGUCUUUCAUGAAAAUCGGACAAUUGCUACAAAUCAAAGGUCUUGCCACAAAUGCCUCAUCAACAGCGGGCACUACUUCGACGGAUAAAUCAACGAGUCAAACCCACAACGCUGACGAAGCGAGCAGCGCAUGCGCAGAUGCAGAGAAUAAUAGUAGUGCGACCCCAGCAAAAACCGGUACAAACCGUGCUGCCAGUGCAAGUGAUGACGUGAAUACCUCGGAUGGGUUGUCGAGCGUCAAAUUAUCCAAUCCCAUUUCGGUGAAAUCACACUCACCAGCAUCAUCACCAUCACCAAUGAGCUUCGCCGAAUCAACUACAAAUGCCAAUCAGCCGAAUUUCAAAAGCUCACCGGUAAACAAUUUGCCAUUUAACCCGAAUUAUCCGCCGGGUGCAAAUCUCAAGCGACAUGUAGAUUUGAAUAAUGACGCCCUAUCGAUUUACUCGCGUAAACAGUUCCGUCGAUCGAUAGCUUCCGCCGAUCACAAUACCGAUCAUAGUGAUAGCGCCGAUGCGGAUGCUGAAUCUGAUUAUUUCCUACCGUCUAUACCACAUCUGGCGAGUAAUUCUUCCGCUGCUGCGGCGGCAGCGGCUUUUAGAGGCACCUUCAAUCCUGCUGCCUUCGGGUUUGACUAUAAUUUAUACAAAAACAGUAGUGCGGCUGGUGCUAGCAGCAUUGGCGGUGCUUGUGGUGGCAAUGCGUCUGGUGUUGGUGGCGCAGAAUAUCCAAAUGAUUUGCAUCUUCCCAGUGACUAUUCAAAGAAUUUCGCGAAUCAUGUUGAUAUACCACCAAACAGCAGCAAUGUGGUGAUGCUCUCGUCGACGUCACUGUUGCACGGCAGUUGCGUCUUUAAUCGCAACAACACCGUCGCCACACAACAAGGUAUGAAAACCUAUUGGCUCUGCAAGUCCUAUCGCAUAAGCAUGUGUCGAGCACGCUGCAUAACCCAUCAAGGGCGCGUCAUAUCCGCGACCGGUGUGCACAACCAUCCGCCGCAUAUGCGUGGAAGUGGACCGGGUGGCGGCGGAAUGGGCAACAGCAGCGCAGGAAGCAACAGUAAUGCCGGCAGUGGUGGGAAUGGUAGUGGCUUUCCCAUCGAUGUCAAUGCUCAACAACCGUCCGCUGUGGCGGCAACCUCUAACUCGUCCACUAUAAAUUUGAAUUCUAUCAAUAUGCCCGGUGUACUAUUGCCAGGCGCUACCAAUUCGGCAGCAAAUGUGAGUAGCGCUAGCGGUGCGCGACUACAUCACACAACAGCGAGCGGUGCCAUUGGUACACCGAUGUAUCAACAGCAUAAUACUAUGCAUAAUUCGCCAGGGCAACAAUUGCAGUUACACCAACAGCAGCAACAGCAACAACAACUACAACAUCAGCAGCAUCAGUUGCAUACAGUGAGUGGUUGUACAACGCCACCACCAAUGUCGGCCGGUUUAAUGGGCAACUCACACCUACAUGCGCACACUACACAAGCGGCAACUAGUCUCUUAAUGUCACAUCACUCCGCGCCAGACAAUGGCAGCAUGGCCGGCAACGUGCAUCAUCACCACCACCCGCACCAGCAUCACACAAUUGGCGGCUCAGGCAACGGAGCGAUGGGCGGCGCUGGUAGCGGUACGCAAAAUUUGCACUCGAACAGUGUCAUACAAAAUAUACUGCAUAGCGCCAACGCAUCGAAUGCCAUGCACCACCAUCAUCAUCCACAAUUGCCGCACAUGUCGCAUUUGUCGCAGCAUCAACAUCACCACCAACAACACGAAGCGCAUUUGGAAAUAACACCGCUGAUGCAAUCACCACCUCUACCGCCGCCUCCACCGCUACAUCUGCAAAGUCCAUCGAAUCAGAGCAAUCAGUCGCAGCAUGGUAGCGGUGGCGCUAAUUCGCUUAGCUCGCCAAUAACAACAACGCCGGCGUCAGCUGCCAGCGGUAGCGCGCUCAAAUCACCCUCGCAAACGAAUCUCAGUGACGAGGCGAUCCGUGUGUCUGAGGCGCAAUCUCAUGCAGCUCAUGCGGCGCAUCUGAGUGAACAACACCAACAUUUGCUGAGCCAUGGCACAACGCUGUCACCGUCCGAAAUAAAUUCAAACACCGCCGUGUCGUCGCAUUCAACGGAUGGCGCGAAUGAGGCGCAGCAUCAGGCGCACGUCAUCGACUCCAUAACGAUAUCACCAGGCGAAGGUCACAGUUUCAAAAUGGAAGAUAUGUAACCGUUAAGUUCACUAACGACGAAUUGCGUUAGCAAAAAACGCUAAUAUGACUCAGUGUGAAGCGUUCGAAACGCACAAUGCAACUCCUUCCCUUUUAUUAUAAUUAUUACACACAUACAUACAUGCAUACAAGCCAAUGGAGAAAUUAAAAAUUUGUUAGUUUUUAAGUAAAAACGAAAAUCUCUUGAAAUUGUGGUAAAUAUGAGAUAAUGGUGAGUAAAGCACUAAAUAAGGAAAAUCACAGUAAAUUUUAUGAAGAAAUUGGUAAGUGAAAAAUAGUCAGGCACGUCUGAAAGGAGUACGUCUUACUACUUUUUGGGAAAUAUUACCAAUAUUUCCCAUACAGUUAGCUCAUAAGAACACAAAUAAACUGUAAUUAGAAAUCGUUUAAGUUCGUUUUCAAUUAUCAAAUUUUUUUAGUGCUUCAAAUGGGAUAGCGAAGUAAUAGUUGGAGGAGUAAAACGGAAAAUCGGUAAAUUUUUGGUGAAAAAACUUUUUACAAGUGCAAUUGCCACUCAAAAACGUAAAAAUUUGGAAAACAUUCACAAGAUUUUUUUAAACUGAUUUUGUGAUUUCAAUAACAAUAUUAUUUACUUUUUUUUAUUUAUAAUUUUCUGUAUUAAUUAGUAAAUUAAGAAUUAAUGGUCCAAACUGACAAGUUUUGAGAUUAACGAAUUUAAAGGUUAUGUCAUUGCCAGGCUUUAAAAUGAUUAAACUAAUGCUUAGAUGUAUAAUUUUUAAAAUGAGUAUAGUAAAACAAAAUUAUGCGGAAUAUUCCUAACAAUAUGUUUUUUAAGAAUUAUUCAAUUUUCAAGAAAUGUGUAUGCUUUUGAGCAUUGAAAAAAAUAUUUAAAAAAAUGCUAAUUUAUAGUGACUGCACCCGAUUUUAGUGACAUUAUUUUAAUUUGAAAUGUUUUGAGGUAUGUAUGUAAGUAUUUACAUACGUCUCCAUAACCAUAUAGUUAUAAUAACAAUAUCGACAUGGCGUGAAUUUGUAUCCACAUCAAACGUUCUAUUGCAUGCAUUUGUAGCCGUCAUACGUAAGUUCCAAGGAAAAAUAA
Messenger RNA from Zeugodacus cucurbitae (melon fly), 4115 nucleotides. Its product is annotated as broad-complex core protein isoforms 1/2/3/4/5. Gene Ontology annotation, cellular component: nucleus. The transcript is spliced from 3 exons. Lineage: Eukaryota; Metazoa; Arthropoda; Insecta; Diptera; Tephritidae. Bases 556 to 3054 code for a protein of 832 amino acids. The record is from RefSeq and is a predicted model, not a curated record. Gene Ontology annotation, molecular function: protein binding. Gene Ontology annotation, biological process: regulation of transcription by RNA polymerase II.